This is a messenger RNA of Carica papaya (papaya), 2559 nucleotides long. Lineage: Eukaryota; Viridiplantae; Streptophyta; Magnoliopsida; Brassicales; Caricaceae. The record is from RefSeq and is a predicted model, not a curated record.
AGUGCUAUUCCGCAGAAGGGCAAUGAAGUGAACUUGACCCUGGGUGGUAUUGACCUCAACAAUUCAGGCAGUGUGGUUGUCAAGGCAGAUAAAAAGCUCUUGACAGUGCUUUUUCCUGAUGGUCGUGAUGGUCGAGCCUUCACACUCAAGGCUGAAACUUUGGAGGAUUUAUAUGAAUGGAAAACUGCUCUUGAGAAUGCUUUAUCACAGGCACCAAGUGCUUCCCAUGCGAUGGGUCAGAAUGGUAUCUUAAGGAAUGAUCAGGCUGAUGCAGCUAAUGGCUCUUCAGAGAAGUCAUCUGAUAAGGUGUCUGUGAGAGCUACAAUUAUUGGCACGCCGGUUUUACUUGCUUUGGAGGAUGUUGAUGGAGCUCCAUCUUUUUUGGAGAAAGCGCUUAGAUUUAUAGAAGAGCAUGGAAUCAAAGUAGAAGGAAUUUUAAGGCAAGCUGCAGAUGUUGAUGAUGUUGAACGCAGAAUUCGGGAGUAUGAGCAAGGAAAAACGGAAUUUUCACCAGAGGAGGAUCCACAUGUAAUUGCUGAUUGUGUGAAGUAUGUCAUCCGGGAGUUGCCAUCAUCUCCAGUCCCUGCAUCUUGCUGCAAGGCACUUCUUGAAGCUUGUAGAACUGAGCGAAGUGGUAGACUCAGUGCUAUUCGUAUGGCAAUAUGUGAAACAUUUCCUGAGCCAAAUCGUCGUCUAUUGCAAAGAAUUCUUAUGAUGAUGCAAACUGUGGCUUCACACAAAGCUGAGAAUCGAAUGAGCUCUUCAGCUGUGGCAGCUUGCAUGGCACCCUUACUUUUACGUCCUCUCCUAGCUGGUGAUUGUGAGAUUGAAAACGAUUUUGAUGUGGGUGGCGAUGGUUCUGUUCAACUUCUCCAAGCAGCGGCUGCAGCCAAUCAUGCUCAAGCCAUUGUUAUAACAUUAUUGGAGGAGUACGAUAGCAUAUUUGGGGAGGGUUCCACCUUGACUGCUGACUUGUACUCAGACACAGAAGAGAGUGGAAGUGAGAGUGAAGAGGCAACUGAUGAUGAUGACUACUAUGAAGACGAUGAAAAUGAUGAUGGAACACAGGAAUCUGAGGCAUAUACUGAGGAUGAUCAUGAAAAUGCAUCAAGUGAAACAGGCAGUGAAAGUGGUGAAUCUGGGGAUGAUGAUCUGAAUUAUCAUAAGGAUUCUGAUGUUAAAGUAAAUAAUGAUCUUAACGUCAGAAAGACAUUAUCAUCAAGUUCACGUCGAACUUCAGUGCCUCGGCAUAAUGAUGUAAAACCAAGUGAGAAUAUUCCAACUGAAAAGACUAGUUCAGAAGCGCAACUGUCAACAGAAUGUUCUGCUGAGACAAAUACGGAGCAUAAAUUAACCAGUCCUCCGAUAUCAUCCAUUCAAAAAUCAUCCACUAUAUCAAAUGGACCUGGGCACCAUGUUAGGCAGUGGGGACGUACCUCUGCAAAGAAAAAUCUUUCAAUGGAAUCCAUCGAUUACCCUAUUGAAGAAGAUGAAGUUGAAAUCCUGAGACUCGAGGCUACUAAAAGUGACUUGCAAAACAGAGUCGUAGAAGAGGUUAAAGGCAAUGCAAUUUUGCAAGCUAGUCUUGAAAGAAGAAAGAAGGCCUUGCAUGAGCGACGACUAGCUCUUGAAAAGGAUGUGGCAAGACUACAGGAUCAGUUGGAGAGGGAGAGAAAUAAGAGGAAAGCAUUGGAAGCAGGACUGAACAUGUCACAGGAUAUGUCAUCUUAUCCGCUUACAAUUGAUGAAGAGACAAAGGCAGAACUUCAGGAAAUUGCAAAGACAGAGGUGGAAAUCACCAAGUUGGAACAGAAGAUCAAUGAUCUCGGAGGGAAACUUGAUCAAUCGGAUGAAAACUUGAGUUCCAUGCAUGAUUCAUGCAGUGAACCCCAACAGACUUCAGAUCACACAAAGCUGGAGGAAAAACAAAAAGAUACUGAAGCAGCUGCUGUGCCUAGUGAUUUUGAAAGGUCAAAGAGCAAGCAGGAUGCUUACUUGGGUGCACCCAGAAGUGAUAAUGAGAAGCAGAAGGAAUCAACACCUUUACAAAGUAAACAUCUUAAAAAUCAACAGCCAAAUCCAACAUGCAAUAAUAACUCCAGAUCUGCUGCGACGCCUGCUAAUUCUUCUGCUAUGGACACAUCUGCUAGAACCAACACGAAGAAAUCUGGCACAAGGGUUGAGGUAAGUUCGUUUUGGUUGCGGAUUCCAAAGUCUGUUAACAAAUGAUUCAUCCAAUGGAGUUUGAAACAACCACCACUAUUGCCACCAAGUCUAGUGUUUGAAGUGAGUGCGGGGAGCUUUCUUGUCAUCCCAUGACUCAUGAGAACCUGGAGUGGUUCUUAUUUUUGUUGCAUAACUAGUAUCAGUUUCUUGUUUCUGAUGCUAAACACCUAUCCCAAACCCAUAGAAGGUUCUUGUUAUUUAGAUUUUUUAUUAGGUAUAGGACUCUUUUGAGGCAUGAUGCUCUGACACUGCAGCUUCAGAUGUCGGUUUUUGUUCAGGAGAUCAAAUUGCUCAUAAAUCCUUAGAUCUCUGGAAAUUUUUGUGCUAAUCGCU